CAGUGUCAGGUGCAGGAGGCGGGGGCUCUCCGGUUUGAUACACAGACGGACUGAGACUCGCCACUGCUGUGCUGAAAGUACUGUGAAAUAAGAGACGGAGAGAGACCGGAUUUAAUCCACUUGAGACCGAUAUACGAGCCCCGUCUGCCCGGAGACGUGAACAACAACAGCCAGCCAUGUCAGGCAGCGAGGUCCGACUGCUCCGCCGGGAUCAUGCCCAGGGCAGCAGCAGCAGCGCAAGCCCGGGCCCGGGGGCUCGGAUGCCGGUCUGGAAGCGAGAGAUCCUGGAGCGGAGGAAAGCGAAGAGCGGCGGAGCAGCAGCAGCUACCGAGCCCGGCUCUGUUACUGCAGCGACAUCAAGCGCAGCAUCCGCCGGCUCCGGCCCCUUCACCGUCAACGGGGAAAUAUCUUCCGCUCACGGCGUUUAUUUUAUUAAUCAGCAGCACAGUGCCACGCGUAUCGGUAGCGGCGGAGGAGACAGCAACGUGCCCACGGCGGCGGAGCUGACAGCCGCGACACACAAAGACCCUGCACAGCUCCCGCACUCGGAGAGGGGCAGCGAUGCGUUAUUAUUAUCAUCCUCGCUUCCCGACGGCGAGGAUGCAGGCCCCGCCCUGCAGCAGCACGGAGACGGGGGUGAGAGGCUGAUCCUGCAGGAGAGCCUGGGGUCCCUUCAGGAAAACCCCUUCAUCAUACUGGAGAAGGAGAGGAGGAGGAGGAGACACCAGGACAGGGGAGCGGGCUCCUGGCCCAUGCAGCACAUCCUGGAGAUGUACGCCGGCGUGCCCGGGAUCAAAACCAUCCGGGCGGAAAACAUCAUCAUCAUCGAGUCGGACCCGGACUACUUCCACGAGGGGGGGGGCUUCGGCAGCACCUCGGGCUCCAUGAGCGAGCUGCUGGACAGGAGAGGCAGCGCGGUGACGGAGAUCCGCGCGCGGGAGGUGCUGCUCUACGACUCGGCGCUCAGCCGGAGCGAGGAGAACCUGAGCACCCUGGAACCCGGGCUCGGCCCCAGCCAGGGCAGGGUGAGCCGCAUGCUGCAGAAGUUCGAUCGCAACUACUGCGGGAGGCUGCAGUCGAAGUCUCGCAGCACUGAAGACCUGCUCCUGGAAUCGGAGCCACGCCCUCCUCCCAGACCCAAGCCAGCCCCCCUGCCAAAGAUGCCGAGCCAAGCCUCUUCCUCCCCCAGGGAAGAGAGACCCCAGACUGUCUUCCAGCGCCCCCCUGAAAGUGAACACUCCAGACCCCCUCAGAGUCUGGGGGUGGCGUCUCACCUCAGUAAAGCCACGCCCCCCAGCAGUGACUCCCCAGUGUCCCCCCUCACCCCUACCUCUCCCCCUGGAGUGGGGGGCAGCCAGCUGUCUGUGUCUUCCUACAGAAAACACUUUGAAACUGGGGGAGCGUCCCGGACUAUAGUGGUGAACCCCAGAGAGAGGGGGGACAGGAGGCAGCCCCUGACCAAUGGGCUGCACUCACCCCAACACGGGCUGGGUGCCCCGAAAGAGGCCCCAGCUAGUUCAUGCCACGGCCAUGCCACGGUGCCAUCAGCCAGCGCUUCCAGCAGCAGAGAGUCUGGGAAUGUGGGCUCAGCCAGGGAGGAGGAGGAGCCCCGUGCCACGCCCCCGCUCUCCCCUCAGCACAAACUCCAGCCCCCCUUCUCCAGCUCCAGUGCCAGCACCACCCCCAACCAACGGAGGGCGGUGUCCCAUUCCACCAGCAGCAACGACUCCUUCGAGAUCCGCCAGGCGCCCAAGCCGGACAUGUCCUGCAUCCCGGAGGGGGACAUCCAGGCCAGAGCCCUGGCCAACAUCCGGCUGCAGUCCAAGAACUCGUUCACCAUCAUUCCCAAACGCCACGGCCUCGCUGCGGCCGCUGCCGGGGCUGACAGCCGGGCCAGGGCGACGGCUGGAGCAGCAGCCAAAACCAGCACUGUGCCAGCCAGCAGCCCGGCCCAGGAGAGGAAAACCAGCACUGUGCCAGCCAGCAGCCCGGCCCAGGAGAGGAAAACCAGCACUGUGCCAGCCAGCAGCCUGGCCCAGGAGAGGAAAACCAGCACUGUGCCAGCCAGCAGCCUGGCCCAGGAGAGGAAAACCAGCACUGUGCCAGCCAGCAGCCCGGCCCAGGAGAGGAAAACCAGCACUGUGCCAGCCAGCAGCCCGGCCCAGGAGAGGAAAACCAGCACUGUGCCAGCCAGCAGCCCGGCCUGGGAGAGGAAAACCAGCACUGUGCCAGCCAGCAGCCCGACCCAGGAGAGGAAAACCAGCACUGUGCCAGCCAGCAGCCCGGCCCAGGAGAGGAAAACCAGCACUGUGCCAGCCAGCAGCCCGGCCUGGGAGAGGAAAACCAGCACUGUGCCAGCCAGCAGCCCGGCCCAGGAGAGGUCUUCAGAAGCUGGAAGCCGUUUCCUUCCAGAGGGGGGCGAGGUGGAGCAGCCUCAGCCGGCAACGCCCUCCAAACAUGAGCGCCGUCCGUCUGUGGAGUCUCUACUCUUGGAUGCGCGAGAGAAGGGGAGGCCCCAGGAGAUACCCGCCUGGUCAGCUGAGCCCCCUCCGGUGAGCCCCCCUCCCAGUGCUUCCUCCCAGCCGGCUCCCACAGAGGAACGAACAGCAGAACCAGCUCCCCCCUUCCAGAGAGUAGCAGUGGUAGCUCCCAUCGCCGUCCCCACGGCAACGAGCCCCAAAGCUGAGGAAGAUGAAGAGAGUGGGAGAGCCUCGGAGGAGCUGCUGCCGGUCACCAACAUCGACGACAUAGUGGAGGGUCCGGAGGAGCCCGUGCCUGUCACUGAGAUCCGCAGUCCAGCUCCCAGCAACGGAUACCUGCAGCGCAGGACCGGCAACACCUUCACUGUGGUGCCCAAGCGCAAGCCGGCCGCCCAGGAGCAGAGCAGCACCAGCACUGCCCCCGACCCCCUGACCCCCCCAGGGCCACAGGGCUCCCAGGACGGGGCGCAGGGAGGGAAGGAGGCUCCCUUCGCCAGCCUGGGGGCCAUGCUGAAGAAGCGCUACCCAGCGGUGGAGGAGAUCCAGGUGAUCGGAGGGUACCAGGUGCUGGGCCGGUCCUGCCUCUCCAAGACUGGCUCCUCACGCAAGAAGAUGAAGAUCUCGUUCAGCGAGUCGAGUCUGCACACCACCUUCGAGUACCCCUCGGAGAGCUCCAUGAUGGAGGGGGACCCCGAGAGUGACGAGGAGGAGGAGGAGGAGGAGGAGGAGGCGGCCCAGCUCUUCAUCCCCAGAGCCAGCUACCCCGUCUCGCCCGGCCCCCAGAGCGCCGGUAACGCCAGGAACUCGGCAGGCCUGUCCAGCUACACUCCCAAGCACUCUGUGGACUUCAACCAGUGGCAGGACCACAAGCACGAGGACAACGUUUCCUCGGGGGACUCCUCACCGGGACACGCUGACCUCUCCAUGGAUGAAGUGAUGCUGACCCCAGCAGCAGACAGCAGCUCCCUGUCGGAUUUCAGCAGUGAACCCGCCCUCUAUUUCUAACCAGCGCAGCCUGAGAGAACCGCGCAGCCUCUCCUUCUGAACCAGCAGAGCCUUGCUGCCUCCCUCUCUCCUCCCCAGCCGGGCUGUUUGAGGGGAGAAGCUGCUUUCCAGAGGCAGCGCGGAGCUCCGUGGAGAGGGAGCUUCUGUUGGGCUGGUUCCUGUGGCUCAGAAAGUGCUGGAGCUGAGAUUUAUGAUCAGAGCCCAGAUCCACGACAGUGUGCCGCUAUAAAACCCAACUGCCAGAUCAUCAGUAAUGUUAAUGAAAGAAAUCAAAGUGUGGACUCCUCUGACAGGCAGGCUGUCCGGAGAGCUCUGGGUGUGUUAACUGGGUCCACAGCAGCUCUUGUCGUUCUCCAAGCUGUUCUGUAGGGUGGCGUUGCUAUCCCAAGCCAGACAGGAUGGGAAUGGCUGUGUUCGCUCGCUCUGGACUCGUUUCACUUCACCUGAAGCCUGCACCUUUUCAUUGUGUCAUCGAGUGUGAAGGAAGCUCCUCCUCGUUCGCUCCUCACCUGUCUGCUUCACCUCUCUGGGUUUUGUCCUGUGUAAUUGAUCAGUGAAGUGCCAGUCUGAAAACCCCAAAUUAUUCACGUCUCUGAAGAAUGUUCCAGUUGUAUGUCUUUGUCAGAUCUUUUGUGUUAGUUUUGUGUUGUUGCUGCUCCCUCCUCAUUCUUGACAUGCUCACUGUUAUUAGUUUGUUGUCUCGGUCCUUCCUGGCGAGGGCUCUGUUCUCAGUGCUGCACUUUGUUCUCUCAUGUGGUUCAGAAGCCGUUCCCUUGUCUGUUAAAGCCACGGGAAUGAAGGAGACGAGAGGAGCUGGAAACGGAUCGAGACAGGGCGCUCGCUCCUCGUUUGUUAUUUGCACUCUUCAUUUUGCACUUGAUGUGGGGAGACAGACGGCUGGGCAGUGCCUGCUCUUCAUUAAUAUAUAUAUAGAUAGAUAGAUCUAGAAUCUUAUCAGGAUGAAAUAAUACACAAGUCACAUUGGGCUCGUUCCGGUAACAUUGUUGCAUCCUGCCCUUCUGUCCCUCGUACGAGGAGACUCCUGCAGAUAAACGCGGCCCGUGUCAGGGCACCAGCACUCCCAGGACCCUGAGUGAGCCGCAGGGCCGCGAUUUGGUUCAUUUCAAUCCAGUAUUGAGGUCUUAAUCUGUACAGGUUGUGAUGCACUGAUACUAAUAAGACUACUGUAGACUUUCCAUAGCACUGAGCAGACACUGCAAUAUUCUCCACAGACUUUUUAUGCAUUAAUAGAUCUGUCUGGUACUUGAAUCUGCUGGAUUGAAGAAUUUAAUAAUCGUAUCAUUUGUAUCUUUAAAAGAUUUUUUUUCAUAAUAUUUGUUCAACUGGAAAUAAUAAAAGUACUUGAAGCAGCA
This is a messenger RNA of Acipenser ruthenus (sterlet), 4858 nucleotides long. Its product is annotated as taperin-like. NCBI's taxonomy places the organism in Eukaryota, Metazoa, Chordata, Actinopteri, Acipenseriformes, Acipenseridae. The record is from RefSeq and is a predicted model, not a curated record. Gene Ontology annotation, molecular function: phosphatase binding. Bases 177 to 3485 code for a protein of 1102 amino acids. The transcript is spliced from 4 exons.